UAUCUCUGUUUUCACGAAUAUGUUUUUAGCUGCAACAGAUAAAUAUAAAUGAACAACCGACUCUGAUGAAGGAAUUUAACCUGUCUGUGUUACCAGAAUUUGAAAAAAUAUCAGCCAGAGUCCUCGAAGCUCCUAAAUUAAAAUAUGCUAGACAAGAGCCAGUAUGUGUGACAAAAGGAGUAUGGCAAGCUGAAAAAUUUUUACACCCGAGCAGUUUAAAAGACAAUGAAUGGACUAUUUUGAACUUAGACGCCAAAACAAGUAUCAGAGAAUUACAGAAUGGUUUUUGUAAAAGAUUCCAAGAAUGUGCUGCAAAGGUCAAUAUGUCACUUGGAAAAAUGUUAUUUCCUAUCUGCGAUCUCUCUAGGAGCAGUAAAAUAAAUGAUGAAGUAUUAAAUUUUUUGGCCAGAAAGAAGAACCAAGGAAUAAGACUUGUUAUGGUAGUAAUUCCAAAUAUAUAUGCAUACAGUUUGGUGAAGAAGUCCUCUGAAUUGAUAAUAGGGGGUAUAGUAACUCAAUGCAUAAAGUUAAGAACAAUAGAAAAUCUGACUGAUACGACAAUUACAAAUAUUUUAUUGAAGAUUAACUCAAAACUUAAUGGUAUUAACCAUCUAUUUUAUCAGCGACCACGUUGCUUAGAUACCCCAUCCAUGUUAGUAGGUGCGGAUGUGACUCAUCCAUCCCCUGAUGCUAAAAAUACACCUUCAAUAGCUGCGGUUGUUUCGAGUCAAUCAAAUACUUUCCAAUAUGAUGUUGAAUUAAGACUCCAGCCACCGAAAGAGGAAAUAAUUCUCGAUCUUGAAAACAUAAUGUUGAAGCAGUUAGAGCUCUAUCACACCAAUGUAGGUGAAAUACCAGACAAAAUCAUUUUUUAUCGAGAUGGCGUGGGUGAAGGACACUUUCCCCAAGUAAUGCAUAGAGAAAUAUCUGCUAUAAAAAGGGCUAUCUCGAAAUUGGGAAAUGGAACUUAUAAAAUUCCAAUAACGUUUCUUGUGGUUCAAAAGAGACACCACAUACGUCUCUUUCCGACUAACAAAGCCAAUUCGGACGACAGGAAUUUUAAUGUGCAAGCUGGUACCAUUGUUGAUACAGAUAUCACACAUCCAAGACAUAUUGAUUUCUACCUUGUAUCUCAUGCUAGCAUUCAAGGCACUGCAAGGCCUACGAAGUAUAGAUGUAUCUGCAACGAAAUUGGGAUGACAGAAGAUGAAAUUGAGCAAUUGACAUAUUAUCUUUGUCAUUUGUUUGCAAGGUGUACAAGAUCUGUCAGCUAUCCUGCACCCACCUAUUAUGCUCAUUUAGCUGCAUAUAGGGCUAGAGCAUGGAUACAUAAUGAACAUAUAAAUCUAGACGACUUACAAGAAGAGGAACGAAAAAAGUUAACUCCAAAAAUGAAAAAUUCUCCAAUGUUUUUUGUUUAAAAGUAUAAAUGCACAUCUGCAUUUAUUUUCUUGCGCUAUUAUAGAGAGUUAAAAUUAUUUAUAUUAAACUAUUCUGCAAGAAUGUAGUUUUUUAAAAAAACGACAAUUAGUAGAAAUUUUAGAAUUAGAUUUUAUAUAAAAAUACUGUUAUCAGUAAAGACUGGAAAUGGUAUGAAUAUUUUUACAACCAUUUUAUUGUUCGAGAGUAUUUUUUAUAUUAAUAUAGAGAUAUUUUCUUAUUAUAUUUUAACUAUACAUUUUUUCGUGGUACAAACGCAUAUUAUAAUAAAUGAUAAUGAAUGUA
Nomia melanderi (Alkali bee) is the source of this 1725-nucleotide messenger RNA. The record is from RefSeq and is a predicted model, not a curated record. Lineage: Eukaryota; Metazoa; Arthropoda; Insecta; Hymenoptera; Halictidae.